AAUAAACCAUUUUCCAUUACCUCAACAAAAAAAGUAACAUGCUUUCUCACCAUCUCCCUCCAAUGCUUCCUCUCUUGCUCUUCAUCGCCCAUGUCAUCGCCACGGCCACCGCAGAGCCGCCGCUCCGGCCAGGUUACUACUCCGAGAGCUGUCCACAAGCCGAAUCCACGGUUCGGAAAGUGAUCAAACAGGCCAUGAUUAGAGAGCCAAGGAGUGGCGCCUCUGUUAUGCGCUUGCAGUUUCAUGAUUGUUUCGUCAAUGGAUGUGAUGGUUCUUUGUUACUAGAUGAUACACCGGACAUGCUAGGAGAGAAACUCUCUCUUUCGAACAUAAACUCGUUGAGAUCUUAUGAAGUUGUUGAUGAAGUGAAGGAAGCCCUUGAGAGUGUGUGUCCGGGCGUUGUUUCUUGUGCGGAUAUCAUUAUCAUGGCCUCUAGAGAUGCGGUUGCUCUGAGUGGAGGUCCUAACUGGGAGGUGAAACUGGGAAGACUGGAUAGCUUGACAGCAAGCCAAGAAGAUGCAGACAAUAUUAUGCCGAGUCCAAGAGCCAAUUCAAGUUAUCUCAUUGACCUCUUCAGCAAAUAUAACCUCUCUGUCAAAGAUCUUGUAGCGCUUUCUGGGUCUCAUUCGAUUGGUAAAGGCAGGUGUUUUUCUAUUGUCUUUAGGCUAUACAACCAAUCCGGCUCCGGGCGGCCUGACCCAACCAUUGAGCCAAAGUUUCGGAAAAAGUUGGACAAGCUUUGUCCACUAGGUGGAGAUGGGAACGUGACAGGGGACUUGGAUGCUACACCACAGGUGUUUGAUAAUCAGUAUUUUAAGGACUUGGUUAACGGGAGAGGAUUUCUGAAUUCAGACCAAACAUUGUUUACAUUUGAACAAACUAGAGGAUAUGUGAAGCAGUUUAGUGCUGAUCAAGAAGAAUUUUUCAAAGCGUUUGUGGACGGAAUGGUGAGAAUGGGAGAUUUACAGUCUGGAAGACCAGGGGAGAUUAGGAAGAACUGUAGAGUAGCUAAUAGCAGACAACCUGAGUUGAUGUCUGAUGCCUGGAGGAAGAGAAAGUAUAUGUGAUCCCAAUUUUUAAUGCGACUAUAAUUAAAUGAAUGUUUGGCUGUAUACAGAAUGAGAAGUUUUACAAAUGCGUUUCAGGUUUAUGUGUUGCCUCAUGAAAUUAAUGAUUUAAGAUCGAAGUGAUGUUCAUGUUAAUGUCAAAUAUCAGUUGAAAGACUAUUUGUAA
Daucus carota subsp. sativus is the source of this 1233-nucleotide messenger RNA. Its product is annotated as peroxidase 17. The coding region runs from base 39 to 1067 and encodes 342 amino acids. The record is from RefSeq and is a predicted model, not a curated record. Gene Ontology annotation, molecular function: peroxidase activity; heme binding. Lineage: Eukaryota; Viridiplantae; Streptophyta; Magnoliopsida; Apiales; Apiaceae. The transcript has 3 exons. Gene Ontology annotation, biological process: response to oxidative stress; hydrogen peroxide catabolic process.